Molecule: messenger RNA, 2577 nt
Organism: Dreissena polymorpha
Lineage: Eukaryota; Metazoa; Mollusca; Bivalvia; Myida; Dreissenidae
Product: prestalk protein-like
Exons: 2
Coding region: 61-2331 (756 amino acids)
Source: RefSeq, a predicted model, not a curated record
GUUUAGCAAUACAAGAGAACAGACGCAACGACACAUAGAGAAAUAUUUUAAUAAACACAAAUGUACGAUAUCGCACUGAAUCAAGAGACGCGUAAUCUUUUCCAGCUUACCCCAGUUGGAAGGUAUUUCGUAUCCCAAGGGAGCUAUCCAGCAUUCAUGAACGACAUGAUUAUGCCCAUGAUUGCGCAACUUGCGGUAGAACUUAACAAAUCCGGCGUAUCAUGCAGUGAGAUGUAUCCAAUAGUACGACGGCGAGUGCAGAACUACGUACUCGAACAGGCUACAAAAGAAGGAUUUCUAUGCGCCAGGCCGCGUCGCAGAAUAAGACAACAAAACAGAAAAGAACAGAAAAGAAAGGGCUGCACAGAUGACAAGGGCUGCAUUGAUGCCAAGGGCUGCAUUGAUGAUGACAAGGGCAGCGCAGAUGACAAUGGCUGCAUUGAUAGAAAGGGCUCCGCAGAUGACCAGGGCUGCAAUGAUGCUGCCAAAAGCCACCAAGAUGGCAAGGGCUGCAGAGAUGACAAGGUCUGCAUUGAUGUUAAGAGCUGCAAUGGUGAUGAUAAGGUCUUCACAGAUAGCAAAGGCUACAUUGAUAACAAGGGCUUCAUUGAUGACAAGGGCUGCAUCGAUGACAAGGUCAGUCCUGAUGAAAAGACCUGCACUUAUGACAAAGAAGGCACUUAUGACACGGGCUGCCAUGACGAUGACAAGGGCUGCACUACUGAUGACAAGGGCAAUACAUAUGACAAUGGCUGCAUUGAUGACAAGGGCUGCCAUUAUGAUGCCAAAAGCCGCCAAGAUGACAAGCGCUUCACAGAUAACACAGGCUGCACACUUGAAAAGAGCCGCGCAGAUGACAAGGGCUGCAAUCAUGAAAAGGGCUCCAAUGAUAACUAUAAAGGCUGUACUGAUGACGACACAGGCUGCAAUUAUGAUGACAAUGGUUGCAGUGAUGACUCGGGCUGCACAGGUGACAAAGGUUGCGCAGAUGCCAACAGAUGCACAGAUUACAAGGGAUGCCUAGAUGACAAAGGCUGUGCAGAUGACAAAGGCUGCGCAAAUGACAAAGGUUGCGCAGAUGACAAAGGCUGCACAGAUGCCAAUGGAUGCACAGAUGGCAAGGGCUGCGUAGACGACAAAGCCUCCGCAGAUGACAAAGGCUGCGCAGAUGACAAGGGCUUCACAGAUGACAAGGGCUGCACAGAUGACACGGGCUGCGCAGAUGACAAAGGAUGCGCAGAUGACAAAGGAUGCACAGAUGCCAAUGGAUGCACAGAUGGCAAGGGCUGCGCAGACGACAAAGCCUCCGCAGAUGACAAAGGCUGCGCAGAUGACAAAGGCUCUGCAAAUGACAAAGGCUGCACAAAUGACAGGGGCUGCGCAGAUGACAAAGGCAGCACAGAUGACAAAAGCUGCGAAGAUGACAAAGGCUGCGCAGAUGACAAGGAAUGCACACAUGAAACGGGCUGCGUAGAUGACAAAGGCUGCACAGAUGACAAGGGCCUCACAUACGACAAGGGCUGUAAUGAUGAAAAUAGCUGCACUUAUGACAAGAGCUGCUCUGAUGACACGGACUGCGCAGAUGACAAAGGCUGCACAGAUGACACGGGCUGCGCAGAUGAUAAAGGCUGCGAAGAUGAAAAUAGUCUGACAGAUUACAAGGGCUUCACAGAUGACAAGGGCUGCACUGAUGACACGGGCUUCGCAGAUACCAAAGGCUGCGCAGAUACAAAAGGCCGCUCAGAUGACAAUGAAUUCCCAGAUGACAAGCGCUGCGCAGAUGACAAAGGCUGCGCAGAUGGCAAGGGAUGCACUGAUGACACGGGCUGCGCAGAUGACAAAGGCUGCAUGCAUGCCAAUCGAUGCACAGAUGUCAAUGGCUGCGCAGAUGACAAAGGCUGCGCAGGUGACAAAGGCUGCGGAUUUGACAAAGGCGGCGCAGAUUACAAAGGCUGCGCAGAUGACCAAGGGUGCGCAGAUUACAAAAGCUGCGCAGAUGACAAGAGUCUCACAGAUGACAAGGGAGGCAUCGAUGACAAAAGCUUCACAGAUGACACGGGCUGCACUGACGACAAGGGGUGCACUGACGACAAGGGCUGCACUGACGACAAUGGAUGCACAGAUAACAAGGGCUGCGCAGAUGACAAAGACUGCGAUCAUGACAAGGGCUGCAAUCAUGAUAAGAACCCCACUGAUGACAAGGGCUUCACAGAUGAUAAGGGCUGCACAUAUGACAAGGCACUAACUUACAAGGUAUUUGCAAAUGACAAGGGCUGCAAUGAAUAUAACACGGGCAUCACUGACGACACGGGCUGCACUGAUGAUGACUAAGGGCUUGAGGAUUGCAUGACAUUGGGUGAUGACAAGAAACGCUCGGAUGAAAAUAACCUGCAGCCAUUUAAGGAAGACGCCAAUAGUGGCUUUACAAAGAAGAAGGUGUCGGGCACAGGAUGGCGACUACUUAAAAGAAUCCGGGUAGUAUUAAGACGAUUAUGUUGCAUUCAGACGAUCAAAGACUGACUCGAAACAAAAAAAUGUGCUUUUGUUAUUCCAUUUAAAUAAAGUUUGAUAAACAUA